Molecule: messenger RNA, 6132 nt
Organism: Ceratotherium simum simum (southern white rhinoceros)
Lineage: Eukaryota; Metazoa; Chordata; Mammalia; Perissodactyla; Rhinocerotidae
Source: RefSeq, a predicted model, not a curated record
CGCGGAGGAAGGCGAGGAGGAACCGGGGAAGCCGAAGGAGCCGGAGGAAGGAGCGCGGGCCGCGCGGCGCGCCGGAGCCUCGGUGAGCUGCCCGCUCGCCAGCCGUAGGGGCUGCCAGGCCCCCGCCCGCCUCUCGGUCCCCUCCCCCUGCCCGGCCCGCCCUGCCCCGGCCGGACUGAGCUCCGGCACACGGCAGCCCGCGGCGGGUCGCCGCGCCAGCCAAGUUGGGAUGGGGGCCCGCAGCCACCGCCUGGCGCCUAAGAGGCCACCUGCGUGCUAGAGGCAAACUUUUGUCUCCCUCGGGCUGCCCCCCAGGACCAUGAGCCGCUAAGAUGGAGACAUCUGCCUCAGCCACUGCCUCGGAGAAGAAAGAAGCCAAAAGCGCGAUCCUGGAGGCCGCCGCUUUCCCGGACCCGGGCGGGAAGGCCUCUGCUCUGGCGGUGGCCACGGCGGCGGCGGCAGCAGCGGUCGCUGCCCAAGGAGUGCCGCAGCACCUUUUGCCACCGUUCCAUGCGCCCUUACCGAUUGACAUGAGACACCAGGAGGGAAGGUACCAUUACGAGCCUCACUCAGUCCAUGGCGUGCACGGGCCUCCUGCCCUGAGCGGCAGCCCUGUCAUCUCCGACAUCUCGUUGAUCCGGCUUUCCCCCCACCCCGCCGGCCCUGGCGAGUCCCCCUUCAACACCCCCCACCCGUACGUGAGCCCCCACAUGGAGCAUUACCUCCGAGCCGUGCACAGCAGCCCCACGCUCCCCGCCAUCUCUGCAGCCAGGGGCCUCAGCCCCGCUGACGUGGCCCAUGAGCACCUUAAGGAGAGGGGACUGUUUGGCCUCCCUGCUCCAGGCACCAACCCCUCAGACUAUUACCACCAGAUGACCCUCAUGGCAGGCCACCCCGCGCCCUACGGGGACCUGCUGAUGCAGAGUGGGGGUGCCGCCGGUGCACCCCAUCUCCACGACUACCUCAAUCCAGUGGACGUGUCACGUUUCUCCAGCCCACGGGUGACACCCCGUCUCAGCCGCAAGCGGGCGCUGUCCAUCUCCCCGCUCUCGGACGCCAGCCUUGACCUGCAGCGGAUGAUCCGGACCUCGCCCAACUCGCUGGUGGCCUACAUCAACAACUCGCGCAGCAGCUCGGCGGCCAGCGGCUCCUAUGGGCACCUGUCGGCGGGCGCCCUCAGCCCAGCCUUCACCUUCCCCCACCCCCUCAACCCCGUGGCCUACCAGCAAAUCCUGAGCCAGCAGAGGGGCCUGGGCUCGGCCUUCGGACACACGCCGCCCCUGAUCCAGCCCUCGCCCACCUUCCUGGCCCAGCAGCCUAUGGCCCUCGCCUCCAUCAAUGCCACGCCCACCCAGCUCAGCAGCAGCAGCAACUGUCUGAGUGACGCCAACCAGAACAAGCCGAGCAGCGAGUCAGCCGUGAGCAGCACCGUCAACCCCAUCGUCAUUCAUAAGCGCAGCAAAGUCAAGACCGAGGCCGAGGGCUUGCGGCCAGCCUCCCCGUUGACCCUGACGCAGGAGCAGCUGGCCGACCUCAAGGAAGACCUAGACAGGGACGACUGUAAGCAGGAGGCCGAGGUGGUCAUCUACGAGACCAACUGCCACUGGGAAGACUGCACGAAGGAGUAUGACACCCAGGAGCAGCUGGUGCACCACAUCAACAACGAACACAUCCACGGGGAGAAGAAGGAGUUCGUGUGCCGCUGGCAGGCCUGCACGCGGGAGCAGAAGCCCUUCAAGGCGCAGUACAUGCUGGUGGUUCACAUGCGCCGGCACACGGGUGAGAAGCCCCACAAGUGCACGUUCGAGGGCUGCUCGAAAGCCUACUCUCGCCUGGAGAACCUGAAGACACACCUGCGGUCCCACACCGGGGAAAAGCCGUACGUGUGUGAGCAUGAGGGUUGCAACAAGGCCUUCUCCAACGCCUCAGACCGCGCCAAGCACCAGAACCGGACCCACUCCAACGAGAAACCCUACAUCUGCAAGAUCCCGGGCUGCACCAAGCGAUACACGGACCCCAGCUCUCUCCGGAAGCAUGUGAAAACGGUACACGGCCCAGAUGCUCACGUCACCAAGAAGCAGCGCAACGACGUGCACCUCCGCGCCCCGCUGCUCAAGGAGAAUGGGGACAACGAGGCCAGUGCCGAGCCUGGCAUCCGGGGCUCUGAGGAAAGUGCCGAGGCCAGCAGCACCAGCCAGGCCGUGGAGGACUGCCUGCACGUCAAGGCCAUCAAGACGGAGAGCUCCGGGCUGUGUCAGUCCAGCCCGGGGGCCCAGUCGUCCUGCAGCAGCGAGCCCUCUCCCCUGGGCAGUGCCCCCAACAAUGACAGUGGCGUGGAGAUGCCGGGGACAGGGCCUGGGAGCCUGGGAGACCUGACAGCUCUGGAUGACAUGCCCCCGGGGGCCGAUGCCUCAGCCCUGGCCACUCUCUCCACGGGUGGCCUGCAGCUGCGCAAACACAUGACCGCCAUGCACCGGUUCGAGCAGCUCAAGAAGGAGAAGCUCAAGUCGCUCAAGGACUCCUGCUCAUGGGCCGGGCCGGCUCCACACACCCGGAACACCAAGCUGCCUCCCCUCCCAGGAAGUGGCUCCGUCUUGGAAAACUUCGGUGGCGGCGGGGGCGGCGGGCCAGCGGGGCUGCUGCCCAACCCGCGGCUGUCAGAGCUGUCCACGAGCGAGGUGACCAUGCUGAGCCACCUGCAGGAGCGCCGCGACAGCUCCACCAGCACCGUCAGCUCGGCCUACACGGUGAGCCGCCGCUCCUCCGGCAUCUCCCCGUACUUCUCCAGCCGCCGCUCCAGCGAGGCCUCGCCCCUGGGCGCCGGCCGCCCCCACCACGCCAGCUCGGCCGACUCCUACGACCCCAUCUCCACCGACGCGUCGCGGCACGCGGGCGCCGACGGCAGCCUGGCCUGCGGCGCCUACUCGCCGCGGCCGCCCAGCAUCAGCGAGAACGUGGUGCUGGAGGCCAUGGCGGCCGGGGCCGACGGCGCGGGGACGGAGGCCAGCCUCGUGCUGCCGGAGGAUGACCUCGUGCUGCCCGAUGACGUGGUGCAGUACAUCAAAGCUCAUGCCGGCGGCGCCCUGGAGGAGAGCACCCCGCAGGCCUAUGCCCCAGAAAGCUCCUGCUUCUCUGAGAACCCCAAACUGCCCAGCCCCGGGCUGCACGGCCAGCGCAGGGUGGUGGCUGCCGAUUCCAACGUGGGCCCCUCUGCCCCGGUGCUAGGAAGCUGCCAGCUGGGUUAUGGCGCCCCCUCCAACCUGAACAAAAACAGCAUGCCGGUGCAGUGGAAUGAGGUGAGCUCCGGCACCGUGGACACCCUGGCCAGCCAGGCGAAGCCUCCACCCUUUCCACAGGGCAACCUGGCUGUGGUGCAGCAGAAGCUGGCCUUCAGCCAGUACCCAGGCUACAGUCCACAAGGCCUGCAGCCGAGCCCUGGGGGCCUGGACAGCACGCAGCCACACCUUCAGCCCUGCAGCGGAGCCCCCUCUGCGCCCAGGGUAAAUUAUAUGCAGCAGCUGAGGCAGCCAGGGACAGGUGGCCAGUGUCCCAGCAUGACCACCACUGUGAGCCCGCACACCAGCUAUGGCCACGUCCACCCCCAGCUGAGCCCUGGUACCAUGGGUGGGGCCCUGAACCAGUUCUCCCCAUCCUGCAGCAACAUGGCUGCCAAGCCAGGCCACCUGGGGCUCCCCCAGCAAAUGGAAGUUGCUCUCGACCCCACCAUGAUGGGCAACAGCCGCAGGGAACUUGGGGUCCCCAAUUCCACUCUGGCUGGGAUGCCACCACCUCACCCAGCCCAGAGCUACCCACAGCAGAGUCAUCACCUGGCAACCGCCAUAAGCCAAGAGGGCUACAGCCAGGGUCCCAGCCUUCUGCAUUCCCACCAGCCUGGCUUCAUGGAGCCCCAGCAGGGCACAGUGGGGCUGGCUGGAUCAAGCUUUGGCCUAGUGCAACCCCGGCCACCCCCUGAGCCCAGCCCUGCUGGCCGCCACCGUGGGGUACGUGCUGGGCAGCAGCUCGCCUAUACCAGGGCCACUGGCCAUGCCAUGGCUGCCGUAUCAGCCAACCAGGAGAUGGCAGAGUCUGUGCCCAAAGGAGUUAUGGGCACCAUGGUGUCCCUGCCUCCUCAGCCGCCCCCACAGGACACAGGCAGGGCCCAGGACCACAACAUGCUCUACUACUAUGGCCAGAUCCACAUGUAUGAACAGGAUAGAGGCCUGGAGAACCACAUAGGCUGCCAAGUCACAAGGCCUCAGCCACCUCAGCCACAGGCCUGCCCGGAGAGCAUCCAGCCCCAGUCCUUGCCCUCGCCGGGGGUCAACCAGGUGUCCAGCACCGUGGACUCCCAGCUACUAGAGGCCCCCCAGAUUGAUUUUGAUGCCAUCAUGGAUGAUGGCGAUCACUCGAGCUUGCUCUCGGGCACCCUGAGCCCCAGCCUCCUCCACAGCCUCUCCCAGAACUCUUCCCGCCUCACCACCCCCCGGAACUCCCUGACUCUGCCCUCCAUCCCCACGGGCAUCAGCAACAUGGCCGUCGGGGACAUGAGCUCCAUGCUCACCAGCCUGGCCGAGGAGAGCAAGUUCUUGAACAUGAUGACCUAAGGCCCCAGCCCCUGACGCUGAGCGGACCUGGAGGCACCAUCACUCCCCAGAGCGUGGGGUUUUCAUUCAUUUCGUCUUUUUCCAAAAAAGUAUUAAAUAGGUAUGAGGGAGUUUUGCUGGUUCAGACCACAAACGCUUUAAGGGCAGGUUUAUGUGCAUCCUGUCUGGGCUUCUUGUGGGUUAUUUUUCGGAACACCGAAAAAAAUCUCAACAGGAAAGGCAAGGCAGGAAUGAAAACCUCGUUUACACAGUGCUUCCCAGCUUUGGUGUUUAUAGGACCGCUCUGUCCUGGCUUCUUCACCCCUGUCAUUUGGCUAAUGAGGGAUUACCUUGGCCAAGGGCUUUCCAAGUACACGAGGAAAGAGGGUCAAGGAACCACCUUACGGUUUGAAUCUGAAAGCCAUACUGGAUAUUCUCAUCCAGGAAGAUGAGCUUCUCAUUCUGGUACCUGCAAGGAAAAGAAACCCCUGGCCCACCAGAACUCUUCUCUGAAGCUUAAUUCUUGAGGCCUCGAACGUCCCUUGCCACAGAGGAAAAAAAGAUUUUACCUGGAUGGUUCAGAAGCACAUCCUAAUUCCAGGUUUGGUAGAGCUGGCAUCUCUACCCUGCAAAGUCGAGUUUGCAUCUGGCAGACUGUCCAAGUGUAUAGGAAUGAAUAAAGUAUGGAAGUAUUGCCAGAAAAAGGAAAGAAGAAACUGUACUACUCGGGGCAAGCCCAGAAGCUGCCCUGGCCGCUCCAGACCGUGUUUACUGUGUUCAUGCAUGUAGAAUGUAGCCCUUCCCGAAAAGAACACUCACUUCUAAAUACCUCGGGGCUGCCGGAGCUGCUGUGGGUUAGGGAUGGACCGAGAUGAGCCAAAGUGUGGGAUGAGACCUCAGGAGACAGACAGUGCACCAGGGGCCCAGCCCCAGGCCGCCCUGAGGUCUCCCAGUAGGAAGAGGAAGUCGCAUGUUUACCCAGUCCUGUUUCGCCAAUGCACUAUCCACCCACUUGACCAUGGAAAACCCCAGGGCUUGACGGCAGCCUGUGCCCAGGCUCCUCCAGGCCUUGCUGUCCACUCACCAGCAGCCCAGUGGUCUACACCAGGCCACAACGUGCAGUCCCGGGAUCUUCUGCACUCCGGCCCUCUGCCUCCUGUUCAUUUCGCAGAGAACUAUGACAUGCAUGGUGUUUUGGGUGGGGUGGGAGGGUGAAGGGUUGAUUCCUGGGACUCUGAGGGACCAUCACUGAAUUUUCCUGUUCAGUGUGACCAAGCCCCACCCGGAAAUGGCAUUUAGAACUGACAUCAGCAGGCACCGUUCCUGAACAUGCUGGCGGGUGAAUUGAUGCAUCCUGCCUACCACACACACGUACACACACCCCAUACCCUUCCAUGUUGAAUUUGCAGCAACCUUGCCAAAACCAACUAUACCACGAUGAGCUUGAUUCUGACUGUGACCCUGGCUUCAACCGGAUCAAGGCCAAAACCUUCCCUGGGCCCUCUGCUUCCCAGAACAUCAAAUCGUUGUUGGGGUCCAAAGACAAGGC